AUGCUCAGCUUAACAAUAAAAGAGGCUUCCUUAGCGCUGAGAGAGGGAAAGAUCUCUCCGGUGGAACUGUGCAGGAAAUGUCUGAGUCGGAUCAAGAAAACACAACAUCUUAAUGCUUACAUCACAGUCACAGAGGAGCAGGCGGUGGCGCAGGCGCUGGAGGCAGAAGCGCGACUUAUGAGAGGUUCUCCUAAAGGCGUGUUGGACGGGAUUCCUUUUGCAGUUAAGGAUAAUUUCUGCACAGAGAACAUCAAAACAACAUGUGCCUCCAGGAUGCUCAAAGACUACACUCCACCAUUCAACGCCACAGUCGUACAGAAGUUGCUUGACCAAGGAGCGGUCCUCGUGGGGAAGACCAACAUGGACGAGUUUGCAAUGGGAUCAGGGAGCACAGAUGGAGCGUUUGGACCAGUGAGAAAUCCCUGGGGAUAUGCUGCCCCGUACAGAGAAAGCCCAGGUGUAGACCCGGACUCGGACUGGGUCGUGACGGGAGGGAGCUCAGGCGGGAGUGCGGCUGCUGUGGCGUCUCUCACAAGUUUUCUGGCGCUCGGGUCGGACACGGGCGGAUCCACUCGGAACCCGGGAGCGCUGUGUGGGGCUGUGGCGCUGAAACCCACGUACGGCCUCCUGUCCAGACACGGCCUCAUUCCUCUGGUCAACUCCCUGGACGUCCCUGGGGUCCUGACCCGAAGUGUGGGGGAUGCAGCUUUAGUUUUAGAUGUUCUGAAAGGUGUUGAUGUAAAAGACUCCACGACCAUUUCCUCUCAUUCAACAUUUGCACCACUCCCUGAAGAUUUGGAUGUCAGUAAAUUAUGCGUGGGAAUCCCCAAAGAGUACCACGCCCCGGGCCUGUCUGAGGACACGCUGCAGCAGUGGCGUCGUGUUGCCGACAUGUUUGAAAGAGCAGGAGCCCGAGUGCAGCAGGUGUCCCUCCCCCACACCCAGUUCUCCAUCGUCUGCUACCACGUCCUGUGCUGCGCCGAGGUGGCCUCCAACAUGGCCCGCUUCGAUGGGCUGCAGUACGGACAUCGCAGUCGCACCGACAGCUCCACAGAAACCAUGUACGCCACCUCCCGGCACGAGGGCUUCAACGACGUCGUCAGAGGAAGGAUUCUGUCCGGAAACUACUUCCUGCUUAAACAGAGCUAUGACAAGUACUUUUUAAAGGCCCAGAAAGUCAGACGUCUCAUAACGGAGGAUUUUAAGCAAGUUUUUGAGUCUGGGGUCGACGUGCUGCUGACGCCCAGCACUCUGACGGACGCUGCUCCAUAUUCUGACUUCACACAAGAAGACAACAGAACACGGAGUCUACAGGAAGAUGUCUUCACUCAGCCAGUCAACAUGGCAGGUCUACCAGCUGUGUCUGUGCCGACUGCUCUGUCGGGUCGAGGCCUCCCCAUCGGGCUGCAGCUCAUUGCUCCAGCGCUUCAGGACAGGGCCCUUCUGUCUGUGGCUCAGUGGAUCGAACAGAGGGUCCACUUUCCCUCCAUCAGGGACUCAGAAGGACCCAGCGAGGCCCUGAGCACAGCCUGA
This is a messenger RNA of Knipowitschia caucasica, 1533 nucleotides long. The record is from the annotation of a GenBank genome assembly. Lineage: Eukaryota; Metazoa; Chordata; Actinopteri; Gobiiformes; Gobiidae.